This is a messenger RNA of Aspergillus campestris IBT 28561, 1005 nucleotides long. RefSeq lists its product as uncharacterized. The record is from RefSeq and is a predicted model, not a curated record. The transcript has 3 exons. Lineage: Eukaryota; Fungi; Ascomycota; Eurotiomycetes; Eurotiales; Aspergillaceae. Bases 374 to 829 code for a protein of 151 amino acids.
CUUACAUAGCGUCAGUUCUAUCAUGAUUUCAUCAUCCUUUGGCCGUUUUUAUCGGUCCUCCCAUACAAUCUCCGCCGACAUCUUUUCUAUAUACCUUCUUAGGUUUUGUCAGUAACAGACCGAAAAACGGCAAUUUGCCUUUUUUGCAGAGGCGCAGCUAAACAUGACCUCAUGUAUACGGAAUCCGUGAUGCCGCCUGACAUAGAGUGUAUUCACCCUGCCUCCCUCUGUUUCUAUCCAUCAUCUACCCUCUAUCGCCCAUUCUCGCCAGUCAAUUUUUUGAACGGGCUUCAAUUAUUGAACCUCAUCUACUGUAUUUAUUCUUUAAGUCAAGUAUCUACCUCUGCUCUGUUACUCUCUCGAUUUGAACACUAUGAGACAGCCACAGUGGGCCGACGAGCAAGCCGGAGACCCUAGGCUCAGCGAACAGGGCUGUACCGAGGUCUACAAGCAUAAAAGAUAUCAAGCAUCAAAGCCACCUUCCUAUACACAGACAGCGCAGGACAGCCCCCCUGAGUACGGUGAUACUACAGCGGACUUGGAAGCCGCUAUCAAUUGUCGGGAGUGUUGCUGUAGGCCUCUCCGUGUAAUCAAGAGUCGAUGGAUCUCGUUUCUAGAGUUCAUACGUCGCCAUAAAACAUGCGUGGUGAUAUGCGGGAUAGUUUUUGCAAUUUUGGCAAUAGUCGGUGCUCCCGUCUACCCUUUCAUGCUCGCUGAUCGGGAAGUUCAGAAAAACGCUUUAGCACAACAACAAGAGUACAACUACUGGUACAACUACUACUACAACUACUAUAAGAACUACUACCAAAAUAAUACACCCCCGCAGUGAAGAAGGUAGACUUACUUUUUUGGCGAAGAUGGGAUGGGUUUCGGUCUGUUCCGCUUUGAGGCGGGUAGGGUAGACAUCAUCAUGUCACUUGUCUGUCGUUAUGGUUUUCUUUUUUUCUUUUCUUUGUUUUGUUCAUUUUUGUUCUUAUCUUUAUCUUUACUUCUUUCUAAUUCAAC